AACUCCAGUAAUUAAUUGUGUGUCGGGCCGAGAGAGGAAGGGAAGCCGAGAGCUAGGUAACAGAGAGAUCAGGAGGUGAGGGAUCUCUGCGACAGGGAGGCAUGGAGGCAGAGGAAGGGUGCUGGGGCAGAGACUGGCAGCUCAGUGCCCCCUCCCUUGGGCACCCCCGUCCUCUGUCUGCCUCUGGGCUUGCUCGUGAUCAGGGGGCCCAGGAAAACGCCUCUGCACCAAACAGAACGUCCUCACCUGUCCAUACCGGGAAAUACCAGGCAUGACAGGGUCUGGCCCCAGGCCUGAGAGGCUAGGGCAGCGGAGGCCCCAGCGACCCACCUGCCUGGGAGAACCUCCCUGUGGACAGAGGCCAGGAAUGCAGAGGAGAAGGCAGGUCCGGAUACUCACUGGGCCAGCGCUGACUCACCUGGGCACGCUAAGACUGGCCAGCUCUGCCCAUCACUCCACCCUACCGUGAGCUGAGUGCAAGGCAGCCUGGGUAGAGAGGAGGCCGGGCCCUGCCGGGAACUUGCUGUGUGCCCUCGGGUGAGUCACGCAGCCUCUCCGAACCUCUUAGCUUAGGUGAGCCUGCCGGGGCUGACGUGCCGUACAGACAUGUCUCUGGGUCCUGCUUGACCUCGGUCCCCCAUGUGACUGUUUGAGUGGUCUCUCACUAAGGAGCCAGCUGGACGGAGAGGGUAAGGAGGCCAGACCCUUGACCGGAGCACAGUGGGUUGGGAGUGGGACUGGGGUUUGAGGGAUGGAGGAGGCCUUCUGCUGGGUCCCCGUCAUGCUCAGCGUCCCCUCCUCUCUGCCUCCUGUCCCACCCUGACCACACAAGCUCACGCACCCCCAGGCCUGGUCCCACUCCUACCCUUAUUCUCAUCACCUCCAGAAUGAAGCCCCAAACUCCCCAGCCUGGGAGCAGGUCUCAUCCGCAGCCUUCCUCCUCCCACGGCUCACCAGCCCCACUUGACCUCUGACCUUCCCUCUGGACAGAGUGACACAGUUUUCUAGAGCCUGAGGUCUCUUUGGGCCCACAGACCUGGAAGGGCCCCAGCUGGAGUCGGUCCGUUCAUUCCAUGGGGGGGAGGGGGAUCUGCUCUGGGAGGAGCUGGAGGCUGAGCACCAGGUCCCCCCCCCCCCCCCGCCGCAGCACCCCUGAACCUGCACCGAGCUGUGCCUCACCUGACCCGGGCUACCUGUGCCCGCAGCCAGAGCAGGGACAGGACGUGGGGCCAGCAGUGGGGGCAGGGCGCUGCUUCCCCUUCCUGCCUCUCCCUCCUGAAGCAUCAGCAGGAAAGGUGGGGCAGGAAUGUCUGGGCCGCCUUUGUCCAGAGUUCCGAGGUGCUCUCCCCACUGUGCCUUGGGAGCCAGUUUUCUGCCAGCUGUGGGCACUGCCAGGAGCCUGCCAUGCCCCUUGGGGCUUCCCACACAGAUGGGCCAUGACUGGCUGCCCCCUACCCACCUCCUCCAGGCCAGAUAACUCCAGAGCCUCUGGAUGUCAGAGCCGGGGUGAGGGGUGAUUGAGAAGGGCUUGUGCUAAAAGACCCUCUUGGUCCAUCUUGAACACCCUGGACGCUCCGCUGCCGGGGGAAGGGACAGGCCUGGGGGAGGCUGCAUCCCCGGCAGAGCCCGUCUGCCCUGAGGGCCGCUCACUCUGGACCGGACACCCAAGGCUCAAGCCUGCCUGCUCUCGUUCAGCCCAUCUUGUGUCUGGAGUCAAACCCGUCCACAGGCUCAGUUGGUUUGGGGCCGUGGAGGCCACUCACUUAGGGUGACCUCACUCUGUCCUCUCCCUUCCUCUGCAUCUGAUAUCGAGCAACCUCUCCCCUAGAGGUUCCAGGACUGGGGGAAAUAUGGGCUCUAUAGAGGAAGUGGUAGGUUCCUGCUGUCUUAGGGUUUAAGAAGGCAAUAGCUAUAAUCAAAUUAUUUAGCAAUUGUAUUAACUUUGAAAAUCCUUUUGUUAGGAUUUGCUGUAUCAUACACACCAUCAUAAUAAUGUAUGUCCUUUGACAUUAUUUAUAUAUAGCUGUGUCUUAUAAAGUAACUGGUUGCUUCUGUUCUCCCUGGUCUAAGCUUUUAGGGGAGUCAAAAUUUCAAAGAACAAGUCAUUAUUAGGAAUGUAUUCACAAUAUGAGACCACUGUUAAAAUUCAGUUUGAUUACACGUUUGAAGUCUUAAGUGCUUAGAUUGAAGGAACAUAUACUCAGCCUAUGGUCUGUGCAUUAAAAGGUUUGAGACAUUCAAUCAGUUUUUCCCCCUCUCAUAUUUAGUCAUUAAUGAGACUACAGGUUAAUAGGAGUGUACAUCAACACCAUUCCCACCGCCAAAGGACUGUGUCCUGAUCCUCCCCCCCCCCCCAGUGAAGCUGAACAUCUAUUCUUACCCUCCACCCAGAGAUUUUUACUUUGGUGCCCUAUUGAUUUAUUUUUUAAUGAAAGAUAGAUAGGCCAGAGCACUGCUCAGCUCUGGCUUAUGGUGGUACUGGGGAUUGAACCUGAGACCUCAGAGCCUCAGGCAUGAGAGUCUUUGCAGAACCAUUACGCUGUCUCCCCAGCCCUGUGUGUGUAUCUGUCUCUACCUGAGCUCCAUCCACAGCCCCUGAGGCCGGCAGCCCAGCCAUGUGCACCCCUGAGGAGAGAGCCCUGCUGCAGCUGGAGGAAGUCUUCUCAGCCACCCUGGCCCGUGUCAACAGCCUCGUCCUCCAGCCCCUGCUCGCUGCUGCCACAGAGCCCUCGGACGCCAAGGACCGAGAGUGCCUGCAGCUCCUGCAGCAGCUGCACCAGAGCACCCAGCAGCUGUGGGAGACGGUGGAGGAGAGCCUGUGCUCUCUGCGGCAGAGGCUGCACAGCCCGGAGAGCGUCGGCCUGGACGCCCUGCUGCUGCUGCGCAGGCCCGACCAUGUCCUGCAGGCCCACAAGGAGUACAUCGAGGCCUAUGCGAACUGUGUGGUGGCACAGGCCUUUCAGAAGGCAGCCAAGAAGCAGAGCCAGUACUGGCGGGGCCGGCGGAAGGCACUGCGGCAGCUCCUGUCUGGCGGGGGUGCGGAGGGCCCGGUGGGCACAGUGCUGCUUCAGGCCCUCCGCCAGCCCCUCACCCACCACGUGCAGCAGUACGUGCUACUCCUGCUGCGUCUCCAGGACACCAUCCAGGAGGACCACCCCACCCGGGAGCUGGUGGUGCGCGCGGCCGUGGUGUUCGGAAACCUGCAGUCUUUCGCCGGGCAGGAGCUGGACCAGGCUGUGGCCACGCAGGCCCUCUGGCCUACUCUGAGCACUCGGCCAAGGGAUGUGCUGUACAGUCCCGCUCGCCGCCUCCUGCUAGACAGCCUGGACGUCCCCGUGUCGGUCACGCCCCUGAGGGCUGAGCGUGUGCUGCUCCUUGAGGAUGCGCUUGCCUUGGUGCAGGGUAGUAGCGUGCACACCUUUGACCUGAAGCUGGUGUGGCUGGAUCCUGGGCCAGACCGGCGUGAGCUUCAUCUUCUCACGCCCGAGGAAGAGUUCUCCUUCCGUGCCAAGGACCCCCAGGGACAGGUGGUCUGGCAAUGGAAGCUGACCCAGGCUGUAUGCCAAGCCUUGCGUGGGAAGAAGGACUUCCCGGUGCUGGGGGCAGGUGUGGACCCCUCGGAGGCCCCAGCCUGCCGCUGCACGGCGUACACCUUCUGUGCCGAGGGCCGGCUCUUCCAGGCAACUUAUGAGGGCGAAUGGUGCCGGGCCAAGCCCCACGGCAAGGGAACCCUGAGGUGGCCAGACGGGAGGAAUCAUGUGGGGGAUUUCUACCAGGGCCUGGAGCACGGUUUUGGAAUCCGCCUGGUGCCCCAGGCCUGCGAGGACAAGUUUGACUGUUUCAAAUGCCACUGGAAGGAAGGCAGCAUGUGCGGCUACGGCAUCUGUGAGUAUGGCACCGACGAGGUGUACAAGGGCUACUUCCGAGAGGGCCUGCGGCAUGGAUUCGGGGUUCUCGAGAGCACCCCUCAAGCCCCCCAGCCCUGCAAGUACACGGGCCACUGGGAGAGGGGCCAGAAGAGUGGGCACGGUAUUGAGGAGGACAGCAGCAGGGGCGAACGCUAUAUUGGCAUGUGGCAGGCUGACCAGCGCCAUGGCCCUGGGAUCAUGGUCACCCAGGCUGGUGUCUGCUACCAGGGGACCUUCCAGGCGGACAAGAUAGUGGGCCCCGGCACCCUGCUCUCUGAAGACGACUCUUUGUAUGAGGGUACCUUCUCCAGGGACCUAACUCUCCUGGGGAAGGGCAAGGUCACCUUCCCCAAUGGCUUCACCCUGGAGGGCUCCUUCGGCGGUGGGUCCGGGAAAGGACUGCACACCCAGGGAGUGCUGGACACAGCCGCCCUCCCCCCGCACCCCAGCAGCACCAGCAAGAGGCAGCUGGGCCUGGGCGCCUUCCCCGUGGAGAGCCGCUGGCAAGGUGUGUACAGCCCGUUCAGGGACUUUGUGAGAGCCGGCUGCCCCGGGGAGCUGCGGGAGGCCCUGCUGGGCUUCCACACACAGAGCUCCAGGGAGCUGCGCAAGUCACAGGAGUACCUGUGCUGCGACAGGAGCUGCCCAGAGGACGGUGCGGGCAGCAUGGAGGCCGUCCUGGAGGAGCUGCUGCAGCCCCGAGAGCCCGCGGCCCUGCGGCAGAGCCUCAAGAAGGCUCUGAGCAGCUCGCUGCACCCCUUGGGGAAGCUGCUCCGGACGGUGAUGCUGACGUUCCAGGCUGCCUAUGCUGGAUUCGGGGCCAACAAGCAUCUGCAGCAGCUGGCCCAGGAGGAGGUGAGGCAGCACGCCAGGGACCUCUGGGCCGCCUACAGAGACCUGCAGGUGUACAGCCUCAUGCUGCCUCUUGUGCUGCCCAGCUUCUACUCAGAGCUCUUCACCCUCUACCUGCUUCUUCACGAGAGGGAGGACAACCUCUACGGCCAGGGCAUCACCAACCUGAGCCUCUUCCCCGACACCAAGCUGCUUGAGUUCCUCGAUGUGCAGAAGCACCUGUGGCCCCUCAAGGACCUCACUCUGACCACCAACCAGAGACGCUCCCUGGUCCAGGACGAGUGCUUCCUGUCAGCCACUGAGUGUUUGCAGAAGAUCAUGAUGACGGUGGACCCUCAGGAGAAGCUGGAGGUGCUGGAGAGGACGCACGCAGAGAUCCAGGCCACAGUGUCCCGGGUGCUGGGCCGGGAGCAGCAGCUGCCCAUGGACGACCUGCUGCCCCUGCUCAUCUUUGUGGUGUCCCGCGCCAGAAUCCAGCACCUGGGAGCCGAGAUCCACCUGAUCCGAGACAUGAUGGACCCCAUGCACGUGGGGGGCCGCUAUGACUUCCUGCUGACGGCCCUGGAGUCCUGUUUCGAGCACAUCCAGACCGACGACAUGAGGCUGCCCCCGCUGCCCAGCCACGUGGACGGCGGGGAUCUCCGCUAGCACCGUCAGAGAACAGACUUCCUGCAGCAGAGCGCCGGGUCAGAGUGGCGGCCUCCUGCCACCUGGCCAGUCUCAGAUGACCCCCUUGCCCCACAGCAGCUCAGACUGGGCAGGGGGCUAGGAGCCCCUGGCUUCUGCACGUGACUGGCCCUGUCCGGGGCUCUGUGCUUACGUCUUGUCACGCGGUGGACCAUGUUGCCUGAACUGGACCAUCCUUCCGUCUCACUGGCCUCUGGGGUUUUCCUGGAAGCCUGGCUUUACACUGUCAUGGUGUCGCUAAAAUCCUCAUGAUGGGCUGCA
Erinaceus europaeus (western European hedgehog) is the source of this 5708-nucleotide messenger RNA. RefSeq names its product ALS2 C-terminal like (gene ALS2CL). Lineage: Eukaryota; Metazoa; Chordata; Mammalia; Eulipotyphla; Erinaceidae. The transcript has 24 exons. The record is from RefSeq and is a predicted model, not a curated record. The coding region runs from base 2616 to 5408 and encodes 930 amino acids.